AUGGCCACCUCCGACGACGUUCCAGAUUCUACCGACUGGCUCUCGACGCCGCUUUCUGGCUUCGCAGCUGUCGAGGCCGCUUUGCGAUGCCAAGUGUGCAAAGAUUUUUACAAGACACCGAUGAUUACUUCCUGUUCGCAUACAUUCUGCUCAAUCUGUAUUCGAAGAGCACUGUCCAACGAUGGCAAAUGUCCAAUGUGUCGCUCAACGGAGCAAGAGCUGAAACUUCGAAGCAACUGGUCCAUGGAGGAAACGGUCGAGGCCUUUACCAAAGCACGGAUGGCUGCGCUGAAUCUUGCGCGCAAUCAGAGACCGAGGAGUCCAUCGCCGAAAAGGAAGGCUCCUGAGGCGUCUCCGGAUGCGCAUGCGUCUCACGAACCAAAGCGACUGCGCACAUCAGCUAGAUUAAGCAAAACCCGAGGAGAACCGGCAGUAGCAACGACUCCGACCGUAACGGCUGAAGAACAAACUGUUCCCGACUCAAAUAAUGAGGACAAUGAUGACGAAGAAUAUGUGCCUGAUACUCCAAACGGCCUUGUGCCCUGCCCCAUGUGCAAUAAAAAGAUGAAAGAAUGGCAGGUGUUUGGGCAUUUAGAAUCCUGUCCAGGCCCUUCGGCCCCGACAAACAAUCCAAGCAAUAAUGUUGAUUCCGAAAAUACCUUUUCCUUUGGACAAUCUCAGCGAAAACAGCAAAAGACACUCGAGCGACUCCCUCCCCUCAAUUACUCCAUGUUAAAAGAGCAGGCGCUGCGGAAAAAGAUGCUAGAAUUAGGACUCAGCAACCAAGGACCUCGCCCUCUCCUGGAAAAACGCCAUAAAGAGUGGCUAACGCUAUGGAAUGCGAAUUGCGAUGCGGCCACACCAAAGAAGCGCUCAGAGCUGCUCCACGACCUGGAUGUUUGGGAGCGCACCCAGGGCGGCCGAGCACCGACUACUGGCCGAGUGAUACAAACUGCGGCGGCGAUCAAGGACAAAGACUUUGACGGUGCUGCAUGGGCAGCUAAGCACGACUCUUCAUUCAGAGACCUUAUCGCGAGCGCUCGAAGAAAUGGAGAC
Trichoderma atroviride IMI 206040 is the source of this 1056-nucleotide messenger RNA. RefSeq lists its product as uncharacterized. Gene Ontology annotation, biological process: DNA damage tolerance; protein monoubiquitination. The record is from RefSeq and is a predicted model, not a curated record. Gene Ontology annotation, molecular function: single-stranded DNA binding; ubiquitin protein ligase activity. Gene Ontology annotation, cellular component: Rad6-Rad18 complex; nucleus. Lineage: Eukaryota; Fungi; Ascomycota; Sordariomycetes; Hypocreales; Hypocreaceae.